Molecule: messenger RNA, 2733 nt
Organism: Penicillium roqueforti
Lineage: Eukaryota; Fungi; Ascomycota; Eurotiomycetes; Eurotiales; Aspergillaceae
Product: putative glutaminase
Exons: 6
Coding region: 1-2733 (910 amino acids)
Biological process (GO): carbohydrate metabolic process
Source: RefSeq, a predicted model, not a curated record
AUGGUGUGCGGUCAAUACCGUGUUCUCAGCCUUGGUGUUGGACUGAACUUGGCGCCCUACAGUAUGACCCAGUACAUCAUCCACAAUAAGAUGCCCAAGCAUCCCGAUCUACAGGCUGUUGAUUGCGACGGCUACGUGCACGCGGAGGGGACAAUCAAGCUCGAGCAAGACUUGCACGUUCUCCGGGAGAAGCCGCUGUCCAGCGACAUCAAAGUGGCUGCUAAGAAGAAGCCCUAUCUGAAGGUGGUGUACGACUUGUCUAGACGUUGCCGAUUCGUACCGGCCAAGAUGAGCGAUAUCUCAUCGGACGACCUGCCGUUAUCCACGGCUAGCGUUGUGGCAAGUUCGAUCCCGCCGGCUCCUACGACGAGUCUACAGCCUGGUGCAACGUGGAUGACAACCCUCGGCGAAACUUUACCAGCUAAUACCACAACGGUGGCAUUACUUGAUGAGUUCCUCAUAGAUAGUUGCGAACGCGCCGUGGAUAUUGCCAUUCAUAAUAUAUGCGCCCGGCUCGUUUGGUCACACUCUUCAACCUCCAACACAUGCACCAAUUUCAACAUGCGAUUUAGUCUAAGCUCACUGGGCUUAGGCCCCCUCUAUGCAUCGAUGCUCUCCCUCUACUCGGGCCAGGAAUCGAGUUCCGUAACGCAUCACCCUGUCCUCCCACCGUCCUACCCGCUAGCAGUCCGCAACCCGUUUCUAUCGGCAUGGAUGCCCAGCGACCGAGUACAGCAGUUGCCCUAUGCUGAACCUCAGUUCUGGGCUGGCCAAGAGCUCGGCUGGUCUGUGAUUGUCCGUGUGAAUGGCCAGGCAUAUAGUCUGAUGGGCGUUCCAGACAUGGGCGUAAGCAAUAUCCGCCCUGCGACGGUGCGUCGCGCUGAAUUUACCGCUACGCAUUCGAUAUUUGAUCUUACGGCUGGACCCGUGGCAUUUAAGCUGGAUUUCUUGUCGCCUGUGUCACCGUCAAACUAUGUUCGGCAGUCGCUUCCUUUUAGUUAUUUAACAGUACAGGUAGCUGAAUCGCGCGGCCAUGAGAUCCAGAUCUAUUCAGAUAUCGAUGCCAGGUGGACUGGCGGAAAAAGCCACUCACAGCGCGACUUCGAAGAGCAAGACGGCCUAGCCAUUUACUCGCUCACGGUCGAAGACGCACCGCUGUAUGCCGAGGCAGACGACAUGGCUCUUUGGGGCUCAGCAAUUCUCGCCUCUCGAUCAUCUAGCUUGAGUCAGUUAACCGCUCUCUCGGGAAGUCCCGAGGAUGUACGAAGGCUAUUUGGUGAGGAUGGUAAACUAUCUGGUGAGGACGAUACCUGGGCUGAGGGAAGUGUUGUCGCACUGGCUCACAAUCUUGGUAACGUCACUGGUGGGCAUUCUGUGAACUUCGUGGUCGGGUACGAAAGAGAAGCCGCCAUCAACUAUCUUGGAGAAGCAUACACUGGUUUCUAUCGUGCAGAGUACCCCACCACAUCGAGCGCCCUCUCAUUCUUCUUGGAUGACUAUAGCAACGCAUUGCUAGAGUCAUUGAAACUGGAUCGGGAGCUGGUCGCCUUAUCUUCUGCCGCUGCGGGUCCCAAGUAUGCAGAUAUCCUAGCUCUUUCGACCCGGCAAGCAUACGGAGGCAUCGACUUGGUAAUUCCCAAUGACUCUCUCGACACCGGUGAGGUGUUGGCUUUCAUCAAGGAGCUUUCUAGCAAUGGAAAUACCAACACAAUCGACGUUAUCAUGCCCGCCUUCCCGAUUUACUACGUCAUGGAUCCGGACUACAUCCGACUAUUGCUGGAGCCCAUUAUGAAGUACCUUGCUGCUGGUCGCUGGCAUUUGCCAUACACGAUUCAUGACCUUGGCACUCAUUAUCCCCAUGCUAUUGGGCACGAUGACCAGAAAGCAGAGCCGAUGCCAAUCGAGGAAUGCGGAAAUCUGCUUAUUUUAGCUGCUGCGUAUGUUCGAGCCACUGGCGAUACCGACUGGUCUGCGCAUUACAUGGAGGUUUUCCAGAAGUAUGCAAAUUACUUGCUGGAAAAUAGUGUCAAUAUUGCCAAUCAGCUGUCGUCAAAUGAUGCAGCUGGACCUCUCGCGAACGAGACAAAUCUGGCAAUCAAGGCCGCAGUUGGCCUCAAGGCGUUUGGGGAGAUGAGUGGAGAUGGGGUUUACUCCCGCGCUGGUGACCAGCAUGCAAAUAUCUUCUUCCAGCAAGGCUUAGGAACAGACAAAGACCAGACACAUUUUGUUUUGGAAUAUCCUGACUGGCCAGGUACUUGGAAGACCCCAUAUAAUCUCUUCCCUGAUGUAUUGCUGGGCUUGAAUACAUUUACCGACUCUGCCUAUCAAAUGGGAAGUAACUUUUUCACAUCUGUUCGCGGUGAAUAUGGUGUUCCUCUCGAUAAUCGCCAAGACUGGGCCAAAUCGGAUUGGAAUAUGUGGCUGGCUGGUACCUUUGAAACGAGCACCAGGGACGAGUUCGUCGAUGACUUAUGGUCGUUCAUGACCAAUGGAAAACACAAUUGGCCCUUCUCUGAUCGGUAUGUUGCAACCUCUGCGCACGGAAAUGAGCCAGGAGUUCCUAUUUUGUGUAGGGCCCGUCCGACUGUUGGGGGACAUUUUGCGUUGUUAGCACUGAAAGGCCCUCGAUCCAUUCAAUCUUUAUCAUGUCGACGUGGAGCAGUGUUGGAGCCAGUGGGAGAGAUGGUAGAUAGGCAGCAAUACCUGUUUGGGAAUCAUAUCAAAGAACUUUGA